UGACUUUUCGACCAUGCCAAGCAUAACUGAAAAAUGUGACUCAAUCGUUUGGUUAAGCGCCGUUUUAUGGCCUAUGAUUUUUGACAGUAGAUGACAUUGUCCGAUUUUUGAAAUGAUGUUAGAAGAGAUUAACUUUCAAAGUGCUCUCGUGGUGAAAUUAAGCAGUACCAAUUUGUUUAUAUUCUUUCAAGUCAUUCCGUUAAUGAAUAGUGAACGUUCGACUCUAUUUCGUUACUUGUAUGUGUUUCCACGAGCCACCAUCCUAGUUGAUGUUGAGCUAAAAUAGUUUUAUCAUAUUGAUAAGUUUUAUUGACAUAUAUCAGUAGUACAUUUUCCUGCGAUUUUUAUUGAAAGUUUUCUGUGUUCAGUUAAUCAGCACCAAAGUUAUAUUCCUUUCUAUUAAACCUCUUCGUCCUAUUAAUCACUAAACAUUUGCGUAAAGAAAUGUCCGCUACUUUUUUCAUGUUCUAUAUAUUACAUUCAAACUGAUAUUUAUGUCUUUGUUUCAUCAAUAAUAUCUUUUAUAUGGUUCUUUGUUUUUUUUCUGCACCAUCCCAAGUAAUAUGGCUUGUCGAAAAGGCUCUUUAUUUCUAUUGUUCAUUCAAACAAGUGCAUUUAGUUGCAGCUCCUUAUAUUUAAUGUUUCUUAAUCAUCACAUAUGACUUCCUAUAUGGGAAAACAUGACGUACUAUUAGUAGAGAACUCAUUCUCCAGGGUAUUGAAUUCGAUGCACCAACAAAAAUAAAAGACGAAUGAAUGACCGCUCAAAGCUAGAAAACAGCCUUAAAGUCAUCCUACAACAGCUUAAAUCUUUCAGAUCGACUAUCCCGAGUGACUCAGUCUUCGCUGAAUUGAGGGACUCAAUCAAUUAUGUGAUUCUUCAGUCUAAAAAGUGUUUAAAAGUCACGGAUAGCAGCCUUGUGAAAUGCAAGAGAGAAAUUUCAACCCCAUGCUCCGACAUUGAUUCUCCACAUAUCCCAAAGGACUUUUGUUCUCUAUCCCUUCCUCAUGACCAUUUUUAUUCAGGUCUUCUACCCGACGAUCUCGAUGGAAAAGAUAUUCAAAAACUGCAAGACAGAGAAAUAGAUGAAAUUGUAUUUAAGCUAAAGCAAAAUGAAUUAAACAGGAAUUUUGUGAGAAGUGGAAAGAAAACUAGUCUUCACUAUGCGGCUUACUGGGGCUCACAAACAUGUGUUCAAACAUUGAUACUACAGGGCUCUGAUCUUACUGCUCGUGAUGAAUAUGGUUUAACACCAAUUAUAUGGGCUUGUCGGUCGGACCGAUUAGGAAACCUAGUAAUCUUGUUGAAGGCAGCUAAAAUCCGAAGUAUUCCAGAAAAACAAUGGAUGUAUGAUAGUAGCGGUUAUCAUUUGAUACACCAUACUUUAUUGAAAGAUGAUCGUUUAAAAUGUUUAGAAUAUUUAUCAAACAGCGAGUAUGGAUUAAAUGUAGAUUCAGAAGGUCAAAAUGCACUUCAUCAUGCUGCAAUGAAAGGUUUUUCUAAUGGAUGCAAAAUUAUUCUUCAGUAUAAACCGAAUGCUAUACUAUUGAAUCAGUUCAAUAGUGAAAAUCGUACUCCUUUGCAUUUAGCUACAAUAAAUGGACAUGGGAAUAUUGUUAACUUACUGUUAAGUCAUAAAGCAAAUCCAUAUUUACAUGACAAGAAUAACUGUUCAGCAUAUCAAUAUGCAAAUAUGAAACGUCUAUAUUUUUGUCUAUUAAUUUAUGAACGUUAUAAUGUUGGUAAAGAAAAACAACAAGAUGAAAAACAUUCAUUGAAUGAAAAUUUAAUAAAUGAAUUAACUAGUUUUCGUCCUGUUAAUCCACAAUUUUCUCAUUAUCAGGAUUUUUAUUUAAAUGCACAUCAACAUAGUGACAGUCAAACAAAAAGUCCAUCUUCAUCAAUACCCGAUACUCGACCAGUAGCACUAGUGAAUGAUAAACAGAUUAAUCAAAGUACAAAACAAGCGCACGACUCCUCUUCACCGUUAAACGAUUCUCUUAGGAAAAAAUUAACAAACAAUUUAUUAGUUGAAAGUAACAAUGAUAAUAACAUUGUCAAUAAAAAUAUCUAUUCGACACAAAACCAUGUUUCUCCAAGAAUAACUCCCAAAGGUCAGCUUACUGAAAUUAAAUCUAUGAUAAGUAGUAGAGAUAUACAAAAUAACAAAGUGAAAAACAAUUUUAAAAUUAAACGCGAAUUACUACCAACAGAUAAAAGAGUACAUCGGAACGGCAACUCAACAGUACCAUCAAAAAGAAUAAGUCAACAGAUUGAUAAACUUCAAAAUCCAACUCUGAAGAUAAGAAACUCUAUACAAUCAUCAUCAUCUGAUCACUCAGACGUAGACAGUAAAAGAAACGAUGAACAUAAUGAAGCUUUAAAAUCUCGACCAUAUAACAACCAUGGUGUUAGUAAUAAUAGUAACGUUAUGAAUGCAACUUACAAUAAAGGCAAAAUUAAUUCUAAAGAUGUUGAUAAGUUAAAAAAUGCUGAUAGUUCAUCGGUUUCUGACAUAAAUUCAAUCCCUGAUACCGAGAGAAAUCCGAUGCCUACUCCACGUAAAACACCAUAUACAAGUGAAAUUAAUCAAAGCAGUUGGAAGUCUGUAUUAUACCAUUCUAGGCUUCUUAAACGAGAUCAAGUUAAUAAUAUGCCACAACAAAAUUCUAUGAAUAAUAAUCAUAAAAUUUCUAUGAAUAAAUCUAAUUCAAUUCAUCUAGAAUAUGAAGAUGAAAUUAUACCAUUAAAUAUGAAAUUAUUUACUAAAUCAACUGUAAAUUCAUCUUAUUUAAAUAAAACAUUAUUAUGUAAUAAUAAUAAUAAUAAUAAUUUAUUAUCACCAUCAUUAAAUUCUGUUCAUCGUAAAAUCAUUAAUGUGAAUAAAAAAUAAUUAAUUAAUCCUUAUUGUAUAAUAAAAUAAUUUACUAUUUUAUUUAAAACAAUUAUUAUUUUACACAAAAAAAAGAUCUUUAUAUCGUCCAUAUUAAAAUUAUUAAUUGAACAUUGAAAUUGAUCAGCUGUUCAAUGAAUAAAUUUAUUUAAACAAAAAAUUUUAAAAAAAAACUAAUUACAUCAUAUUUAUUCUUGUAUUCAUCUCAAAAUAAGAGGUAACAUAUUUAUCUUAUAAAUAAGAAUAAUAUAAUUGUAAUAUCCUAAUGAGUAGAAAAAUUAGAUUUUC
Schistosoma rodhaini is the source of this 3182-nucleotide messenger RNA. NCBI's taxonomy places the organism in Eukaryota, Metazoa, Platyhelminthes, Trematoda, Strigeidida, Schistosomatidae. The record is from the annotation of a GenBank genome assembly.